This is a messenger RNA of Daldinia caldariorum, 1320 nucleotides long. RefSeq names its product ATP10 protein-domain-containing protein. The coding region runs from base 177 to 1190 and encodes 337 amino acids. The record is from RefSeq and is a predicted model, not a curated record. Gene Ontology annotation, cellular component: mitochondrial inner membrane. Lineage: Eukaryota; Fungi; Ascomycota; Sordariomycetes; Xylariales; Hypoxylaceae. The transcript has 2 exons. Gene Ontology annotation, biological process: mitochondrial proton-transporting ATP synthase complex assembly.
GUACUUUUUUAUUUUUAUUUUUAUUUUUAUUUUUUUUAGCUUCAGCCUUAAAUAAAAACUCACUUAGAACAUUGAAAUUCGUACCCAAGUCGUGUGAUGCUAACGGCAUUACCCACUCGGCCUCAGCUCGUACCUUUUUAUUAAUUAAAAUGUAUUAUUAUUAUAGGUAGCUUGAUAUGUCCCGAACUAUGCUGCUUGCCCGUAGACCGGGGCUUCUGUGCAUGCUCUGCCAGUCGAGAGGUUUUAGUACGUCGUACCGCUUGCUGGCAGAGCAAGGUCCAAAGCCCGCUACGGAUAACCAACCAACGAAGCUCGGGGCACCGGUCUCACCGGCCUCACCGGGUUCGGACCCGGCGCCGCCCAAAGUUAUACCACCUUCCCCGUUAGCAGAUGCUCCGAGAUCAUACGGCAAGCGGACCGAACAGUUCACACCCAAGCCGCUGAGCCGGCCGAUAGGCAUGCCGAACCCACCCAGGCCGGGCGAGAACACGGGUAUAGACAACCGCACCCUCAGGCAGCGUCGCGAUGACUUUGUAAACUACGAUAGGCAUCUGGAGAGGCGAAAGGAAUUGGUGAGCAAGAUCUCGCGGCCAUACUUCCGAGACUGGGGCAACCUGCGCUUCCACAACGGCAAGACGUUCUACCCGCCGCCGCGGCCCUUCAAGCGGGACGUGUCGCUGUUCUUCCCGAACCUGCACGGGCGGACGCUGUCCAAAACGGACCGCAAGCCGCGCGACACGACGCCCGCCCUGCGCGGCCGCAUCUCCGUCGUCUCCGUCUUCAGCAGCGUCUGGGCCGAGAACCAGAUUAACUCGUUCGUGUCCGCGCAGGCCAACCCGGCGCUCGACGACCUGCUCGCCCGGAACGCGGACCUGGCCCAGCGCGUCUGGCUCAACGUCGAGGAGAACGCCUUCAAGGCCUGGCUCAUCCGGCUGUUCAUGGGCGGCAUUCGGAAGCGCGUCGGCGAGCCGAAUUGGGACCGGUAUUUCGUCGUGAGGAGGGGGAUCAACGACGAUAUCCGCGAAAAUACGGGCCUCCUGAAUAGAAGCGUCGGGUACGUGUACCUCCUGGACGGCGACUGCAGGAUACGGUGGGCAGGCAGUGGCCCGAGCGAGGAUCACGAACGGGAUGGCUUAGUUAAGGCCGUGCAGCGGCUUCUGGACGAGGCCAGGAGCCCGAAGAAAGCCUGAUAACAACUCAUGUAAUUAUUACGCGCCAUAAAUAGGAAGAAAGAAAAAAUGAUACCCGCUCCUCAAUUCACAAGGCAACUCUCGUUCAGGAUUUAGGUGUUCCCCUUAAAUUGCUCUAUAUCGGUCGUAG